Molecule: messenger RNA, 3453 nt
Organism: Hyla sarda
Lineage: Eukaryota; Metazoa; Chordata; Amphibia; Anura; Hylidae
Gene: BCO2
Product: beta-carotene oxygenase 2
Exons: 12
Coding region: 153-1811 (552 amino acids)
Biological process (GO): carotene catabolic process; retinal metabolic process
Cellular component (GO): mitochondrion
Molecular function (GO): carotenoid dioxygenase activity; beta-carotene 15,15'-dioxygenase activity
Source: RefSeq, a predicted model, not a curated record
GUCACCUCAGUAAUGGAAUGCCGUGCAGACGCCCGCCCACCUCAGCCACCAAUCAGAAGAGAGAAGGAAGCGACUGACAGCCGCGGGGGCCAAUUAAAACAGCAGGGUUGUUAUGCCACAAGGAGCCAAAGCGGAGAUCUAGCAGCAGGAAGAUGCGGGUAUUGGGCACUGGUCGGGCGCUGCGGGUGGCAGCCAUAAAGAAGUUUUGCAAAAAGACAAGCUUCUCCACUCAGGCAGGAGUAGAAUGUAUCGCUCCUCUGUUCCAAACUGUGCAAGAAACUCCUCAGCCCAUACCAACCAAAGUCACAGGGUCCAUCCCAACAUGGAUCAGAGGAAGUCUGCUGAGGAAUGGGCCGGGCAAGUUCGAAUUUGGCAAUGACAAAUACAAUCAUUGGUUCGAUGGAAUGGCUCUAAUGCACAAUUUCAGGAUCGAGAAUGGCUCUGUCACCUACAUGAGCAAGUUCCUUCAAAGUGAUUCUUACACCAAGAAUAAGAGUGCAAAUCGAAUUGUUGUCUCAGAGUUCGGUACCUUGGCAAUGCCGGACCCCUGCAAAUCUACGUUUGAUCGAUUUAUGUCCAAAUUCAAACUCAUUUCAACAGAUAACUGCAGUGUGAACUAUGUACUCUAUAAAGGUGACUAUUAUGUCAGCACUGAAACCAAUUUCAUGCGUAUGGUGGAUCCUGAAACCUUGAACACUCUGGAUAAGGUUGACUGGAGCAAAUAUAUUGCUGUAAAUGGGGCCACAGCUCAUCCCCAUUAUGACCCAGACGGGACGGUGUACAAUAUGGGAAAUUCAUAUGGAAAACAGGGAACACUUUACAACAUUAUUCGGGUUCCUCCUCAGAAGUCCAGUGCAGGAGAGACUCUGGAAGGGGCUCAAGUUAUUUGUUCCAUCGAACCAGAGGAGAAAAUGAAGCCUGCUUACUAUCACAGCUUUGGAAUGAGUGAAAAUUAUGUGGUGUUUGUUGAACAACCCCUUAAACUGAACAUCAUGAAGUUAUUGUUCAGUCAGAUACAAGGAAAGGCCUUCUCAGGAAGCAUGAGCUGGGAACCUGAACAAAAUACUGUAUUCCAUGUUAUUAAUAAACAUACAGGAAAGAAACAUUCUGCUACUUUUGACGCGAAGGCUUUUUCAACAUUUCAUCAAAUCAAUGCCUUUGAGGACCAGGGCUGCAUUGUGGUUGAUCUUUGUUGCCAGGAUGAUGGAGGAGCUGUGGAAUUAUUCAAGCUACAGAAUCUGCGCAAAUCGGGAGAUGAUCUGAAUGAGAUCUUCAGAAAGGUGGCCAAGGCUUAUCCUCGUAGGUUUGUUCUCCCCCUGGAAAGCAGUCUCCAAGAUAAUGUGGCCAUUCAGCCUUUAAACUACUCGACUGCCACAGCUGCAAAGAAGGGUGAUGGGAAGAUUUUCUGUACUCAUGAAAACCUCCAUGACCACACACUGGACUCAUGUGGAUUAGAAUUCCCACAAAUAAAUUAUGCCAAAUAUAACACAAAGAAAUAUAGAUUCUUCUAUGGCUGUGGCUUCCAGCAUUUUGUUGGGGAUUCUUUAGUUAAAGUCGAUGUGGAGACAAAGAAAGCAAAGGUGUGGAAAGAGGAUGGGUAUUAUCCCUCAGAGCCAAUAUUUGUGCCUUAUCCAAAUUCUGUUGAGGAAGAUGAUGGCGUCAUUCUUUCAGCUGUUCUUACUCCUCAUGAGAAUAAAAAUAUCUUUCUUCUCAUUUUGGACGCCAAAGAUUUUACUGAAAUUGCCAGAGCUGAAGCACCUGUACAGAUACCGUAUGGGUUUCAUGGUAUUUUUGUACCUCAAAGGACCUAAAUAUAGGUUCAAGGAAGACUUGAAGAAUUCCUUAUGUUGGAUAAUACUUUAAUCACUGCAGCUAAUUCUUAAAACUGUGAAUUGUAUAGACAACUAUCAAGUUCUUAAUCUUUUAUAAAUACUAGAUAUGCAGUGCUAUGGUGAUCUUAAAGGGGAUGUCUGGUUAAAAAUAACUUAUAAUAACUUAAUAACUCAUCCACAGGAAACAGGAUAAGUCUGAUCACAUCUGGUCUGACCGAUAGGACCUCUGAUGGGAUCUUCAGAUAUUUAUCCUGUGGAUAGUGAAUAAGUUAUUAUAAAUGUAUUUUUAACCUAACAACUUCUGUAAGUAUAGGUUAUAACCUAUUAGGCUAGUAUACUGACUGCUCUAUUGGGUGUUAAAGGGGUUUAUGAUAUGUAAAACCAUGACUGUUUCUUCCAGAAACGACUCUUGCCCCAUGCGUUAUGUCUAGCAUUGCAGAUCAGCAUAAUUAAAGGGGUACUCUGGUGGAAGUUUUUUUUUUUUUUUUUUCUUUUUAAAUAAACUGGUGCCAGAAAGUUAAACAGAUUUGUAAAUUACUUCUAUUUAAAAAUAUUAAUCCUUUCAGUACUUAUCAGCUGCUGUAUGCUCCAGAUGAAGUUCUUUUCAGAGCAGGAUAGGUUUGCUAUGGUGAUUUGCUCCUGCUCUGGACAGUUCCUGACAUGGGCAGAGGUGUCAGCAGAGAGCACUGUGGUCAGACAGAAAAGAAAUUAAAAAAGAAAAGAACUUCCUGUGGAGCAUAGCAGGUGAUAUUUUUAAAUAGAAGUUUUACAAAUCUGUUUAACUUCCUGGCACCAGUUGAUUUAAAAAAAAAAAAAAUGUUUUCCUCCGGAGUACACCUUUUAAAGGUGAAUGAGCUGCCAUGUUGAACACGAUCCAUAGACAAGGGUGGUGCUUUUUCUAGAACGGUGUAUUUCUGUUUUUUUUUUUUCCCACCCACAAUCCCUUUUAAAUGUGGUCGGAGGAUUUGUGACUUUUUAUACUCAGCACGACUGUCGAAGUGGAGUUUGGCUGGAUCCAUGUCGACUGAUCCUGUUGUUUUUUGUGGGAAUCAAGCCGGUGCCAUAGUGCCUUGUUCUUAAAGCAAAACUGUCAGCUUUCUCUCCCCGCACUAACCAGCGGUACUGGCUGGUAGUGCAGGGGGCGCUGAUCAGUUUGAUGCUAACCGUGCCUGGAUCCGCCGCGCCGUUAGACCGUAAUCUUCUAUUUUCAGUAUAUGCUAAUGAAGUGAUAACUGGCACUCUGACGUCAGUGCCACGUGCCGCAGCGCCGCCCAGCUCAUCAAUAUUCCUCCCCCCUCUCUUCGUUACAGAGCAGGGAGAAGAGGGAGGGGAGGAAUAUUGCUGAGCGGCGCUGCGGCAGGUGGCACUGACGUCCGAGUGCCAAUUAGCCCGGCCGAUGCCAGUCAGCACCUCAUUAGCAUAUACCGAAAAUAGAGAAUUACAGCCGAACGGUUCGGCGGAUCCGGGCACGGUGAGUAUCAAACUGAUCAGCACUGGUUAGUGCGGGGGGGGAGCUGACAGUUUUCCUUUAAUCAGUUCCAUUACAAGCAGUGGAGUCCUGGCUCAUUGUUAUGCUUUAUUUUUAUCCAUUUAUUGCAGUCUGGAUAAAUCAUUAUUUCAA